AUGGCUCCUCCGCAGGGGCAGGCCUCAUAUAAGAAGCACCCAGGCAUCCUAUCAAUCUCUAAAGACAGGAAAUCCGUGUCAUGGACUCCAGCCCAGCCACCAGAUGCGGCUCCAACUCUGGUGCUCUCUGCUGCGAAUAUCACAAACCUGCAACAGACCCCUGAAUCGAAUCCCAAGGUGAUGCUGAAGAUAUUUGCGCAGGAUCCCGGACAGUCUGAAGCUGUUGCUCAUGUCUUCACGUUUACGUCUUCCAAAGAUCCACGGGGUGAGGCCAACGGCAUCAAAGAGGCUCUCGCCAAUGUCAUUCAAGCGCAGAAGGCGGCUCAAAAUGCCGCGGCAGUCUCCUCAGGAGGCCAGUCGGCUGCCAUGACCAUGGCCAAUGCUAUUUCCGGUUCUGGUCGGGCAAUCAAUCUUUGGGAAGACGACGAGCGGCUCAAAUCCGACGUAAAGCUUCAGCAGUCCUUGAUGCAAGAAGAUCCCGUGUUACAGAAGACAUUCAAGGAAGCACUCAGUCUAAAGCCUGAGUCAAUAUCUGACGCACAGUUUAGAGCACAAUUUUGGUCCUCCCGUGUGCAUCUCCUCCGAGCACAUGCACUCUCGAAGAGUCAAGGAAAAGGCAGCUUCAACGUUCUGGCCGGAAUCAAAAAGGAUGAUGGUGGGAGAAUGAGUCUUAGACAAGAUCAGAUUCGUGCUAUCUUUGAACAAUACCCCGUCAUGCGCAUCGUCUACGAUGAACUUGUACCCCGCAAGAUCCCUGACGAUAAAGAUUUCUGGUCGAGAUUUUUCCAGAGCCAGCUACUCAUGAAACUUCGAGGACUCAAAUUUGACCCAACGAGGGAAUCCCGUGACCAAUACAUCGAUGUCGACUAUUAUUUGAAUCAUCCUCUUGUCACUGGUCUCCGACCUACUGCGACUGAAAUGCAUAUUCCCAAGUUUAUCGAUCUAGAAGGAAACGAGGAGAAUCACUUCGGCUACGGAAAUCGACCUGAUAGUGAGCUGCGACCGACCACGCUGGAUAAGGCGCCCAUAAUCCGAAAACUCAACGCGAUAAGCGAGAAGCUCAUGGCGGCUGUCAAGCCCUCUGAUGUUGAUGCAUCUGCCCCCAUCGGGAUGACCGAGGCCACGUACGAACAGCUUAAGCUGCGCGAUCUGGAAGGUACUCCGGAACAGCAACGCAUCGUGCUCAACAUCCGUGAUCAAAGUCGCUUCUUCUCCGACAGCCAGGCCGCCCAAGCUGGUGCAAAUUCUGUAGUUGAUAGCGAUCCUUUUCGAAAUCUCGAUCCUGACAAAGCCAUCAAAGGCGUGCACGCCGACCUCACCGCGCAUUUCUCCCAACCCGGCGUUGGUGUCAUCCCCAUCGGCGAAUUCGAGGAGGACGAAGACGAUGAAAUGGAUGACGAGUCUUCUCCAAGAGUGGAAAGUGGUUCCUCGAUUGCGAUGAAACAUGUGCUCUCUCUCAUCCAAGCUCAUCGUGACCAGACUUCCCCCAUACCAGAGGCCUCCGGGCUCAGUACCGCAAUCUACGACCGACUCAGCCUCACUCAUGCCACCACAGUUGAGUUUCUACGACAGUUCUGGAACGCCUUUUUGUCCGGAGACCCCUCUCGCGCCCACGAGGUGGCCAGUCUAGUCGAAAGCCUCCACCGCGCACAUGAGCGCAUCAACGCCAUCGCAGAGGAUGCGGAUAAGGAAAGACAAGAGAUCAUCCGAGCAAAGGAGAGAGAGCUAAACGAACGAAAUGAUAGAGCUGGCAAAAGACACAAAGUCCAUCACAAUGCCAUCAAAGGCGGACGACAUGUCGUCAGACAGCUGACGGGACCUAUAUCGAAAAGUUUGGAUGUCGCGAUGAAGAUGUACAAGCAGGCUCUGGAGGAUCAAGCUAAGAAUUCGGGCGAGGGAUGA
This is a messenger RNA of Fonsecaea nubica, 1902 nucleotides long. RefSeq lists its product as hypothetical. Gene Ontology annotation, biological process: nucleotide-excision repair; transcription by RNA polymerase I; transcription by RNA polymerase II. The record is from RefSeq and is a predicted model, not a curated record. Gene Ontology annotation, cellular component: transcription factor TFIIH holo complex; transcription factor TFIIH core complex. NCBI's taxonomy places the organism in Eukaryota, Fungi, Ascomycota, Eurotiomycetes, Chaetothyriales, Herpotrichiellaceae. The transcript has a single exon. The coding region runs from base 1 to 1902 and encodes 633 amino acids.